Molecule: messenger RNA, 1084 nt
Organism: Manis pentadactyla (Chinese pangolin)
Lineage: Eukaryota; Metazoa; Chordata; Mammalia; Pholidota; Manidae
Gene: CSRP2
Product: cysteine and glycine rich protein 2
Exons: 7
Coding region: 294-875 (193 amino acids)
Biological process (GO): muscle tissue development; sarcomere organization
Cellular component (GO): cytoplasm; nucleus; Z disc
Molecular function (GO): actinin binding; structural constituent of muscle
Source: RefSeq, a predicted model, not a curated record
CCCACCCGGGAGCUUUAAAGGCGCGGGCGUCCGCGGGCUGCGGCUGCCGAGUCUUAGCACGCUGCGCCGCUAGCUCUGCCGACGUGCGUGGUCCUGCCUCCGACUCAACGUGCGGUGGCCUUCCCGAAGGCCGGCCCCGAGUCCUGGAGGGGACUUCGGGGGACACAGCUCCUGGCUUCCCCUUUGUUUGGUGCUUUCCGCCCACGAAAUACCAAACCUUAAAUGUGGAAGGAGCAGCAGGGAAUCGUCUGGUCAGUCACUCUAGGCUCUUCCAGAACUUUCUACUAUUCAGAAUGCCCGUCUGGGGAGGCGGAAACAAGUGUGGGGCCUGCGGGAGGACCGUGUACCAUGCGGAAGAGGUGCAGUGCGACGGAAGGAGCUUCCACCGCAGCUGUUUUCUGUGCAUGGUUUGCAGGAAAAACUUAGACAGCACAACAGUGGCGAUCCAUGACGAUGAGAUCUACUGCAAGUCCUGCUAUGGGAAGAAGUACGGGCCCAAAGGCUAUGGCUAUGGCCAGGGCGCCGGCACGCUCAGCACGGACCGGGGAGAGAGGCUGGGCAUACAGCCGGAGAGUGUUCAACCUCAUAGGCCUACAGCAAACCCAAAUACUUCUAAAUAUGCUCAGAAAUAUGGAGGUGCUGAGAAGUGCCCCAGAUGUGGGGGCCCCGUCUAUGCUGCUGAGAAGGUGGUCGGAGCUGGGAAGCCCUGGCACAAAAACUGCUUCCGGUGCGCCAAGUGCGGGAAGAGUCUGGAAUCAACAACUCUGACGGAGAAAGAAGGGGAAAUCUACUGUAAAGGAUGCUAUGCAAAGAACUUUGGGCCCAAGGGAUUUGGCUACGGCCAAGGGGCAGGAGCCCUUGUUCACGCUCAGUAAAGGAGACCACACACUGAGGAGCUCUGCGUGAUCUAGGCACAGAGAAACUAACACUAAACGACUGUGAACUACAACCAGCGUCGAAUCGUGUACAUGCCCUGUACUUGGACGGGCUGGCUGACUAGUGGGAGAGCACUGUCACCUUCCACUUCUUCAUCAGCAUUGUCAAGAACCUCUUCUUUUACAUCUAAAAUAAAACUUUGGCUUGA